AACGUUCGUCCAGCCAAAAGGGUCUGGUUCCUCAUUCUGCUGCUUGGCUGAAGCAUCAGGAGACAAAUGAAGGCGACAACACUGUAACGGGAAUUAUCCUAACAACCAAUUGUGCUGGAAGUUUUACGCAGUAGGGUAAUAUUUGACAGGAAUCAUGGGUUGUAAAAAAUCCAAGCUGACAGAGGGCCAGAAUGGUGGCGUGAUUGAUAAGACACACCAGCCAGUACGUACUGACCAAACUGUUUAUGUGAGAGAUCCCACCUCCAGUAAGCCACAGACUAUAAAUGAUCCUGCCGCAUCUGGCUUGCUACCUGGUCAGGUUUUCCAGAUAGAAGAACAAAAGGAGAGGGAUAAAAUAGUCAUAGCCUUGUAUCCAUAUGAGGCUAUACAUGCAGACGAUCUGGGCUUUAAAAAGGGAGAAAAACUGCGGGUACUUGAGGAACAUGGAGAGUGGUGGAAGGCUGCCUCUAUAGCCACCAGAAAAGAGGGCUUCAUCCCGUCCAAUUAUGUUGCACAAGCGGACACCAUGGAAACCGAAGAAUGGUUCUUUAAGGACCUCACGAGAAAGGACGCAGAAAGGCAACUUCUGGCCCCGGCAAACAGACCAGGAGCUUACCUCAUCCGCGAGAGUGAAACCUCAAAGGGAAGUUAUUCCCUCUCCAUCAGAGACGUGGACAGCCAGGGCAUGGAUGCAGUCAAGCACUACAAGAUCCGCAGCCUGGAUAACGGAGGCCAUUACAUCUCUCCUAAAAUCACCUUCACAGAUAUUGGCAGCAUGAUAAAACAUUACCACAAGCAAUCGGAUGGACUAUGUCGGAAGCUGGAGAAGUCCUGCGAUAAACCCAAAGCUCAGAAACCAUGGGAUAAAGAUGCUUGGGAAAUCUCCAAGGAAUCAAUCAAGAUGGUGAAGAAACUCGGAGCUGGGCAGUUUGGGGAGGUGUGGAUGGCAUAUUACAAUAACAGCACUAAAGUGGCGGUGAAGACCCUAAAGCAAGGCACCAUGUCUGUAGAGGCCUUCAUGGAGGAAGCCAACCUGAUGAAGACUCUGCAGCACGAACGACUGGUGCGCCUCUACGCCGUGGUCACCAAAAUCCAGCCUAUCUACAUCAUCACUGAGUAUAUGUCCAAUGGGAGCCUUUUGGAUUUCUUAAAAAGUGAUACUGGCUGCAAACAACAGUUGCCUAAGCUCAUAGACUUCUCUGCUCAGAUUGCUGAAGGCAUGGCUUACAUUGAGAAGAAGAACUACAUCCAUCGGGACCUGAGGGCUGCCAAUGUGUUGGUUUCGGACAGCCUGCUCUGUAAAAUAGCUGAUUUCGGUCUGGCCAGGGUAAUAGAGGAUGACCAGUAUACUGCCAGAGAAGGAGCCAAGUUCCCCAUUAAGUGGACAGCACCUGAGGCCAUUAACUAUGGCUCCUUCACAAUCAAGUCUGACAUGUGGUCAUUUGGCGUCCUCCUGUACGAAAUCAUUACAUUUGGAAAGAUCCCCUACCCAGGCAUGAGUAAUGGAGAGGUCAUGACAUCUAUGCAAAGAGGUUACCGUAUGCCCAAACCCGAGAACUGCCCAGCCGAGCUCUAUGAGAUCAUGAUGACCUGUUGGAAGGACAAGCCUGACGACCGGCCCACCUUCGACUACAUGCAGAGUGUUCUGGAUGACUUCUACACAGCCACUGAGGGGCAGUACCAGCAGCAGCCUUAGUGAGGAGGAGUGGAGCUUCAGGGCAGCGGAACUCUCUAGAAGGGGCAAGAAUAACCCACCCAGACUGAAAAGAACAAACAUGACCCGAACGUGACAAGAGGUGUUGAGAGCUUUGUGGGUGCCGAUACAGCUGCUUGUUUGUUUUUUUCAAAAUCAAGCUUUAAUAUAUUGUCUCUUGUUCUUCAAAUUGAAGAUUUUCUGGAGUCUGUAUGUGUGGUCGUUGCAAAGCCCUCAGGACACAAGUGAGAAAUAGUGCCUUGUUCCAGACCAACCUUGAAAGCAUCUGUGGAACAUCACUCCCAAAAGACUGUGGAUCGAUGGUAUUGUCAUCUUUGCCUAGAACAAAAAAUAAAAUCUGAAUACACAGCAUCAUAUUCAUUAGCUACAUUUUUAUAUGAGAGGUAAGACUUUAAUGAGUUUUCCAAUGACUUCUUAAGCAUAUUUGUCACCUUCAAACUGUGAAUGGCAGCUUUAGUUCUACAAAUGCUGCAGUAUGCAAAGUUAAGGAGACAUAGCAGAGGUAUGGCUAAGAACAUAUUGAAAUAAAAAGCUAACAGCCAACAGACUUGCACUGCAAACGCCAACAACAGCACAAUUGGCGCUAUCUAGCUUGCUAACUGAUGUGCUAAUGGGAUUUUGACAGUUUAAUCAGUGACAUAAUGCUUUAAAAUGUUUCAACCUGAACCAGAAUAGCCUGGGCAGCCAACGGGAAGGCCAGGUGUGUUUAUGUCUCCUUCAGAUAACCAUGUAUCUUCAAAAUUAAUGUUGGGAUGUUUUGCAAACUAGCUGUCAAUUGAACUUUCCUUAAAAAAAAAGUAAAAACCUGCAUAAUGUAGCUGUAAGUAUAUAUUAAAAAUAGUCAUGUUUGCAUGACAGCUAUUGGUGUAUUGGUCUUAAAGGAAGUUAAUUCAGCUUGUAUUAAUUUAGUUUCACUCACACAUAUUUAAACGUAUUGUUUAAUAUGUAAUUGAAUUAAUAGCACUUUGUAAACAUGUCAUUUUUUACUGUGUGUAGAGUGAAAUGUACAUAAUAUAUAUCAUCACUGUCCUAUUAGGCCUUGAACUUUAUGCCUCGGUACAUGUCUGUGUAUGUCUUGUACUAUAGUACUGUACUGUAACUGUAAUGAUUUUAUUUUAUGUAAGUUGAUUAACCUGAUUUAAGCUCUUGGGUCUAGGGUUCAGUGUAAUUUUGUUUAGGUGAAUACAUCAGAGAUGCUUUGCUACAAGCAGAAAACUGCAGGAGCUAGUUUGUCUAACUGUUUAUCUAACAAUUCGAUUUUUGCUGAUGUUUAAUACAUUUCGGAAAUUAAAUUAAUUAAAAUGUACAGCACUGUAAAAUCUAA
Clupea harengus (Atlantic herring) is the source of this 3038-nucleotide messenger RNA. It is a transcript of the gene lyn, whose product is annotated as LYN proto-oncogene, Src family tyrosine kinase. The record is from RefSeq and is a predicted model, not a curated record. NCBI's taxonomy places the organism in Eukaryota, Metazoa, Chordata, Actinopteri, Clupeiformes, Clupeidae. Gene Ontology annotation, biological process: protein phosphorylation. Gene Ontology annotation, molecular function: protein tyrosine kinase activity; protein binding; ATP binding.